This is a messenger RNA of Saccostrea cuccullata (small rock oyster), 651 nucleotides long. RefSeq lists its product as uncharacterized. Gene Ontology annotation, molecular function: scavenger receptor activity. The record is from RefSeq and is a predicted model, not a curated record. The coding region runs from base 37 to 651 and encodes 204 amino acids. NCBI's taxonomy places the organism in Eukaryota, Metazoa, Mollusca, Bivalvia, Ostreida, Ostreidae. The transcript has 4 exons.
UGAACUUUCGACAUCUAUCAGUGCUUUGCUAUUUCUAUGGCGUAUACAAAACUACACUUUAUCAUAACGCUUUUUUCAUGUUCGAGUGCAAUGUACUGCAUAGAAAAAGAGCUGGGUUACAAAUGUUGUGCAAAUUACUACUGGGAUUUGGCAGAAGGAAACUGUACUGAAUGUAUGCCAGGAUUCUUUGGCCUUAACUGUUCCUCUGAAUGUACAGAUGGCUUUUAUGGACUGUGGUGCUUGAGCAAAUGCCCUGAAUACUGCAAAUCCUGUAAUAAAGUCAAUGGAACUUGCGAUGAAGUAAAUACCAUAAACUUGGAAGAUCUAACCAGGAUUUCUUCAAACAGAAGAAUGGUAACACUACCAACAGUAUCAAAGCAGUCGAAAAGGAACACCAAGACUUUUUCAAUCAAUGGAAUGUUGACAUCACCAGCAACAUUUAAGCAGUCGCAAAGGGGGUCAUUGCUAUUUGUUAUCAUUUCUAUUGGAUCAACUAUAGUUCUUGUAUUACUUGUGGUUCUGAUAAGAAAUAUCUACACAAUAAGCACACUUCAACCUAAACAGACAAUUCUACUUCAGAUUCAGGAUCCAGAGUCUGAGGCAGCACAGAACACAGUAAACCCGGCUUUUGAUCCUAUCUAUGAAAACUAA